Molecule: messenger RNA, 4802 nt
Organism: Cynoglossus semilaevis (tongue sole)
Lineage: Eukaryota; Metazoa; Chordata; Actinopteri; Pleuronectiformes; Cynoglossidae
Gene: tgfbr1b
Product: transforming growth factor, beta receptor 1 b
Exons: 9
Coding region: 69-1592 (507 amino acids)
Biological process (GO): cellular response to growth factor stimulus; heart development; transforming growth factor beta receptor signaling pathway
Cellular component (GO): plasma membrane; signaling receptor complex
Molecular function (GO): SMAD binding; ATP binding; transforming growth factor beta receptor activity, type I
Source: RefSeq, a predicted model, not a curated record
AUCAGUGCAUACCGUCCUCAGCACAGGGAGAAGUUAGCGCUCGACUGCCAGUCUGGUCCGUAGCCACGAUGGAUGCAUUACUAUGCCUUUUGGUCGUUCUUAUUGUCGGGACAAGGAUACAAGAAAACAGCGCUCUUCAGUGCUACUGUGAUCGAUGUAGCGCAAAUUCCAGCUGCACAACAGAUGGCGUUUGUUUCGUCGCCAUCCGCAAGGUGGGCAGCCGCCCCAUCACGGAGCAGCGCCAGUGCAUACACGAAUACGAACUGAUACCCCGAGACAGGCCCUUCCUCUGCGCGCCCUCUGUCAAAGAUGACACAGGGAUUUACCCGUUGUGCUGCACCUCGGACUACUGCAACAAAGAGCCUGACUUUGAAAUGUUACCUGGGCCCACAGAGAAGCCUUCUCCAUUGGGUCCCGUGGCUCUUGCCGCAGUAAUUGCCGGCCCGGUGUGUCUGCUCUGCCUGCUGCUCGUGGUGGCCUUUUAUGUUUGCCACAGCCACAGGGGCCUAGGCGCCGGGGGAGCUGGUGCCCAUCACCACCAUCAUCACCGAGUUCCCAAUGAAGAGGACCCCUCCAUGGACCAUCCUUUUAUCACUGUUGGAACAACACUCAAGGAUCUCAUCUACGACAUGACGACCUCUGGAUCUGGAUCAGGUCUGCCUCUGCUCGUCCAAAGGACCAUCGCCAGAACCAUCAUCCUUCAGGAGAGCAUCGGCAAAGGACGUUUUGGCGAGGUGUGGAGGGGCAAGUGGCGCGGUGAAGAAGUGGCGGUGAAGAUCUUCUCCUCGCGCGAAGAGCGCUCUUGGUUCCGCGAAGCCGAGAUCUAUCAGACCGUGAUGCUGAGACACGAGAAUAUCCUGGGCUUCAUCGCUGCGGACAACAAAGAUAAUGGGACGUGGACACAGCUCUGGCUGGUGUCGGACUACCACGAACACGGCUCUCUGUUUGACUACCUGAACAGAUACACCGUCACCGUGGAGGGCAUGAUCAAACUGUCCCUGUCCACAGCCAGUGGCCUCGCCCACCUCCACAUGGAAAUAGUGGGCACACAAGGCAAGCCAGCUAUUGCUCACAGGGACUUGAAGUCAAAGAACAUCCUGGUGAAAAAGAACGGGACUUGCUGCAUCGCUGACCUGGGUCUAGCCGUCCGCCACGACUCCGCCACCGACACCAUUGACAUUGCUCCGAAUCACAGAGUUGGAACCAAAAGGUACAUGGCUCCAGAGGUGUUGGACGACUCUAUAAACAUGAAACACUUUGAGUCCUUUAAACGGGCCGACAUUUAUGCCAUGGGUCUGGUCUUCUGGGAGAUCGCCAGCCGCUGCUCUAUGGGAGGCAUUCAUGAGGACUACCAGCUUCCUUACUAUGACCUGGUUCAGUCGGAUCCAUCGGUAGAAGAGAUGAGGAAGGUAGUUUGUGAGCAGAAGCUUCGGCCCAACCUUCCUAACCGCUGGCAGAGCUGUGAGGCCCUGCGAGUGAUGGCCAAGAUAAUGAGGGAGUGCUGGUACGCUAACGGUGCUGCCCGACUCACUGCGCUCCGAAUCAAGAAAACCCUGUCUCAGCUCAGCCAACAGGAGGGAAUCAAGAUGUAGACACAUCGUCAUCAUCAUCAACCAAACACACACACUUUUUCCCCACUCGUCCAUAUCAUCAGCAUCACAGCAUUUUAAUAUUUGUCACCACUUGCUGGUUGUUCCUCCCUUUAAAGGGAAGUGAAGACCCCCUCUCAACCUUCCCCUGGGUUUUUUUUGUUUGUUUUUUUUUUCAUUUUUAUUCAUUGAAAAACUAAUGAAUCCUGUGAAACUCAGGAACAUCUACAUAUGUGUGUUGAACUGGGCGCACACAGAUGGCUGGAUUUAUGGAGAAAUUUAUAGAUGAAGGAUAAGGGAUUAAGGACGCAUAAAGGGUCGUCUUUCCUCAUUAUCUGCCAUGGUCUCACACACACACACACACAUGCAAAUACAUAACUAAUAAAAGCUCAGGCAUCAUCAGGUAAACUAUGGUCCAGACCUUGAUCUGGGAAAACCAUCAAGGAGGCUUCUGAGCUGCUGGUGCUUCAUUCUCAUCUGCUCAUCUUCAGAUUAGCACGUUAGCAUUUCAGUCUGUACUGCAGAGGGUAAAAUACUCAUUAGUAGGGCUGCAUACGAUAUCACUGUUUACACUUUCAGUAAUUACAUUUUAAAAAAAAAGAAAAAAAAAAGCUUCAGUUUUAAACUAAAUUCUACCCAAAAAAAUAAUGUUUGCGUAUCCAGCCCAACAUGCAAAAAUCGUCACGUGUUUUAUUUAAUUAUUCCAUUCUAUGGUAAUAUACAUAAAAAAGAAAAAAAAAAACAGUUAUCUAAAAACAUUUAGUUUUUUUAGAGGGCCACAAGGGGGAGUCACGAUCUUUGUAGACUCGUCUGAUACUUUUUUUAUUUUCAUUUUUUUUUUCAACUAUCUCAUGUCCAAUACCGAUGCCUUCUUUCCUCCUCGAUCACGCUGCGAGCUGCCGUUACUGAGGUGGUCGUGUCUCUGUUUUACGGCAUGUCGCGCAAAGUAAAAAUUAGCAUUUAGGCUUAGCUAUCAGAUCAGAUGGAUUUUUUUUGUUAUUAUUUUUCAAGUCGGAUAUCAGGGCAUUCUGUUUCUAAAUAUGUUUUGGGAAAUUCCGUUUUUUUUUUUGUUUGUUUGUUUUUUGUUUUUAAUCUCAACAUAUCUUCAGUUUAUAUUUCGAACGACCAUUUUUUAUCGUGACUAGAUAAAAAAAAACCCAGAAAAUAAAUUUCUGUUUACGUUAAAUGAAUCGUAUCAGUAUUUAAUAUUAAUAUUAAUAUUCCCUUUUUUUUAUUUUAAUUCAAAAUAUUGUGUUGGGUUUUAGUAUAAAAAAAAAAGAAUAUCAACCUACAGACGGUGUAGAAAUGUUAAUCGCUUCUGUUCGUUUUCAAUUUAGUAAGUAAAGUAAAAUAAAAAGAAAUUAAGCAUGAUGUUUGUCAAAGUAUAUUGCAGUAUAUUGCAUGUACGUUUAAGUUGAUGUCAAAUUGACCAGGAUUAUGAGAAUUUGUAUUUAUUUGUAUUGCGGCCCUACUAUAGAGUUGUUUUUUACCGCAGCAUAGAUGUGACACCCGCGCAGACACACACACACACACACCAGCUUCUUUUGUUGAAGUUUUGUGCAGAAACCUUUGCAACAGUAUUUGCACCUGUUUUUGUGUUCUGAUCCAGCUCCCUCGAUGCUGUCGGGGGAGCUGCACAGGUCAGCUUAAUUUAUUACUUUUCAUGGUGGCAGGGGAUUCUUUUUAUCGCAAAACAUAAACUGGACACGGUGACCUCAUACAUUCUGAGCAAACAUGCUGCAACGACAAUAGAUAUAAAAAAAAAAAAAAUGUCUAUUUUCUAUACUCUGCUAAACAAACAACAAACGACAGCAACAGCAAUCAGCUGCCACCAUGCCUUCCAAGCCAGCUGUUACCGGAAAGUGCCAGUGCUUUAACAACUCAACUCCUCUCAUGUUGGCCGCGGCGGAGUGUGUGCUGUCGUGAACACGGACAUGUGCGUGUGAGGAGGUCUUCAGAAAGGCCCCCCCUCCCCCCCGGAGUACGGCAAAACUUAUACUAUGCACACCCAAGACAUAGAGAUGAAGGGAAAAAAAACAAAAAAGAAGGGAAGCACAUACUGAGCACCACAGCACCCACAUCCCCCCACCAACUUCUGGUGCCAUUUUGUCAUCCAGCCCCCUGUACACACCCCCCCCCACCUCAGCAACGACUCAUUGUACAGCGUCUCUCUUCUCUCAGCGGGCCGAGUCUUUUCAAGCUCCAGCACCUCAAACUGUGUUACAGUCAGACAGUCGUACAAAAGCUGUUGAAUAGAGACAUGGACUUGUAAGCAUAACUGUCAUUGCCCUGUAUAUGUAAACUUUUUUUUUUUUUUUGUUUCCUUUAUGCAGCAGCAGCAUUAGUAUGGCCCGUACUUUAUAUCAGUAGAAUAAUAGACAAAAUAUCAGUAAGGUACAUUCAUUUAAAUAUAGCAAACAGAUAUUUACUAAGCCAUAGGUUUUACCAGGUUGUUCAUCUUUCUUUUUUUUUUUUUUUGUGGCAAAUUCUUGUUUUUCUAACCGAAUGUACAUUUAUGUAAAACAAAAAAGUACUAAAAAUAGAAAAUGUUUUAAAAAAUAAUAAUAAUAAUAAUAAUGAUGAUGAGAAUUGUCUUGACAGCUUAGCAAGCCUUAAGGGACCAACGCAAAAGAGUCAGGAUCUGCUCUUAAGUUUCUUUCCUAUUUCUGUUUUUUUUUUCAUGUGUAAAUAUAUCAUAGGAAUCAUUAUAUGUAUAUACAUAUAUGUAUAAUUGAUUACUAUGAUGAAUGUUGUGUCAUGAUUUUAUGUUAAAGAAUAUAUAUAUAUGUGUAUGUAUAUAUGUGUGUAUAUAUAUAUACAUACAUAUAUGUGUGUAUAUAUAUGUAUACGUGUAUAUAUAUGUAAAUGUAGCACCUGAUUUAGGUUCGUGUUAGCAGACCGUUUGUCCUGUUGCCGUAAUUGCCACACAUCUAAACCUUUCACUUCUGCGUCGCACACACUGCCUGUGUCGAUACGCCAUUGCUGCACUUUCCUCUUGGUGUUCACAGUCGAGGAACGGCUCGAUCUGAACGAGUAGAAUAAAACUAUCUGAAUAUGUUCUGCCGGACACUUCUUUUCAAAAGCAUCCUAAUUUGGAGUUUUUUUGCAGCAAUAAGUGCACUUUUGGUUUACCUGUGUGGCAGUUUGCAUGUCGUCAAGCCGUCUGUCUAGGUUGUAUGUAGAUUUUCUAUUGUUUUCUUUUCUUUGUUUUUU